Cynoglossus semilaevis (tongue sole) is the source of this 3236-nucleotide messenger RNA. It is a transcript of the gene insc, whose product is annotated as INSC spindle orientation adaptor protein. The record is from RefSeq and is a predicted model, not a curated record. Gene Ontology annotation, biological process: apical protein localization; establishment of mitotic spindle orientation; regulation of asymmetric cell division. The transcript is spliced from 11 exons. Gene Ontology annotation, molecular function: protein binding; cytoskeletal adaptor activity. The coding region runs from base 1064 to 2620 and encodes 518 amino acids. Gene Ontology annotation, cellular component: apical cortex. Lineage: Eukaryota; Metazoa; Chordata; Actinopteri; Pleuronectiformes; Cynoglossidae.
GGGGUUGCUGUAGUCGUUGAACCGCUGACUUUCAGGGAGCUUUGACUUAUGAGCAGAACUUUGGAUUGACCCUGUGACCCUGCCAAGAGGGCCACAGAUGUGUGGGAGUGGGGAAGAGAGGUGAGACUCGUUUGCUGUGUUAAGUGAGGCUCCAUGCUGUGCAGAAAUGAUGUGUUAAACUAAUAACUGUGGAAAGUGGAGGUUAACUGAACACACGUUUACACCUUCCAAUCAUGUACAUGCCUGACUGUGUCUGUAACGUUAAAAAAAGUAUAGCAGAACCUCACAUCCUGCAAAGUGGUGUGAAUUGAAGAAGUCACAAUGAUUUAGGGAGUAAAAAUGAUAUUUUCAGAAUUUAUUUCACUAAAGGUUUCACUGAGAGAGACCAUGAAUGAUAGGUGCAAUAUUACCAAUUUUUCUACUGACGGUAAUAUUAUCUUCUUUGCUACAGGCAAAUAAUAACUUUUUUAAAACCUAAAGUCAAUGCAAAACAUGACUUCAAACACAGAUACAGUAAUUAUAUUUACCAUAUAAUUAGUGUAACAUACUGUAGCAGAUCUAUUUCUUCAGUGAUUUGUUCAGUACUUGAUAAUUACUACAUCAAUAAUUAGUGAUGUCUAUGAAAACAAAGUCAACUCGAUACGCACCAAGGAAAUCAAUGAGGGGGAAGGAAACUAAACUUUCACUGCGUAUUAUUAACAGCAAUCAAUACGUGAGUCAUCUUGUUGCCAGAUGAUACAACUUUCCAUUGAAAAAAAAAUACCUUAGUUUUUCCAUACAGCAUAACUCAAUGUGUAGUGAUACACAGAGUAAACUGCAUCUGUUCUUUAAGCCUGUUUCUGUUGGGCUGCGUUCAUGUAGAGACCUAUAAUCAACGUUAGGCUUCUCUAUUGUCUGUAUCUCCAGAAAAUCAGAGACUUCAACUGUCCAAAAUCUGUCAAAAAAAACAGUUCAAACAGGCGCUAACUGUGAGGCUACUUUUUUAAAAAGAUAGGAAAAUAAGAUAUAUUAUUAAGAUUUAUUCCAAAACAACUAAUAUGUGACUCUAUCCUACAGCACAAGAAUGCAAACCCUUCAGGUUGACUCUGUGCAGCGAUGGAUGGAAGACCUCCGUCAUAUGACAGAGGUGGAGUGCAUGUGUGUCCUCCAAGCCAAACCCAUUGGUGUGGAAGAGGAUUCCCAGCAAGGAGAGCUGAUCAUAGGCUCUGGGCUGGGUGCAGGGGACCAUGUGGCCAGGAACAACCUCCAGAUUCUCCUUCGCCGAGCGCUGGUGGUCAGUACGGAGCUUGGAAAGAUGUUCCAGCGUUUGGAAAAAGGCCGCUGGCAAAGAGUCCACAGCACGGCCGUACGAGCGAACUGUCACGUUCGCUCUCUGGUGCACGAGUACAGCGCUGCCCGAAGCACACCUCCUGAGAUGCAGAAGUAUGAGACAUCUCUGCUGGAGAAAUGCAUGGAGCUGACGAAUAUAACAGAGAGGUGUCUUCACACUGAUGACGAGUACUUCCUUAAAUCCAUGAGAGAGGCCAUCCAUGAGAUACUCACUGAUGUCAGCGAUUCAUUCAGCAACAUGAUUGACAUGGCCUUAGCCAAUGAGAUUCGGGUUCUGAUCAAACAGAUCGAAUCAUCGGACAAUGUACAUAUUAUAGGAAGUGCCAUCAGCAACCUGCUGUCACUCACACAGGAUGGACCUCAGCUCUGCAGCAUCAUUGCCAAGGAAGGCGCUAUAGUGGCCCUGUUUAAAAUCUGCAGACAGGACCGUUUCAAGGAACUCUACGCACACGCUCUGAGGACAGUGGCCUCCAUCUGCUGUGUGGAGGAGGGCAUCAACCAGCUGGACAAGGUGGAUGGGAUCCUGUGCUUGGCAGACAUCCUAACUGAUGAAAACAGUGUUGAGGCAGCCAGGGCCGAGGCAGCAGCUGUUGUGGCUCAGAUCACCUCCCCACAUCACACGUCCACCCAGCAUCUCGCAAGCUUCCUGGAGAGCAUGCAUGACAUUGUCACUUCCCUCAUUAAGUUGUGUGAGAGCGCCUCCUGUGGUGAGGUAUUCCUUUUAGCAUCUGCAGCCUUAGCCAACAUCACCUUCUUUGACAGUAUGGCCUGUGAAAUUCUCCUUCAACUUAAUGCCAUCCACAUCCUGCUGCAGGCAUGCAAAGACAAGCAGAGAGUGGACACGCCCUACUCCAAAGACCAGGUGGUGACUAUUUUGGCAAACCUCUCUGUGUUAGAGCAGUGUGCCACAGAAGUCCUUCAAGAACAAGGAACAGAACGACUGCUGCUGUUGUUGGGAGAAAAACCAACUUCGCCCAGUCCAUCAGAGGGCGCUGCCUGCGAGCGUGUCCAGCAGAAGGCUGCAGUCACACUGGCUCGUCUGAGCAGAGAUCCAGAUGUGGCCCAAACAGCCAUCCAGCUCAAAGCUGUUCCUCGUCUUAUUGAAUUGUGCCGGUCUCCUACUGAGAGAAAUAACAGCGACUCAGUCCUGGUCGCCUGCCUGGCUGCCUUGAGGAGACUGGCUGCAGGGUGCCCAGACAGCAUUGAGCCAGCCGACCACCAGCAGCUCAUCAAACCCAGGCUGGUGGACUCUUUCCUGCUGUGUUCCAACAUGGAGGAGAGCUUUGUAUGACAGUCCGCAGACUGAACUCUUAAAGUACAAAUCUGAACUCCACACCAGGCAAAUAUCACGUGUCACAACGCCAGGACUAAGAGCAACUUUAUACAAAAACAUUCUGAACAAACACAUGCUCAUCACUUGUUUUGUCCCACUGCAAUAUACAACAAACAACUCCCCCUGAAACAACACAUUACACCGUGACAAAUGGGAAUUUUAAAAACAGAUUUCACUUGUAUGUAGGUAACACAGGAACUUUUUGGUUAGCGUCGAUGGAGACAAAGCAUAUACUGCACAGUGCUGUGGCUUCCUGUAUUUCAAUUGCUGUACAUACAUUUUAAAUGCUUUGGUCCAAAAGCAGUGGCACACGGUUGUUUUACACAAAUCUCUUCGUGGUACUCUUCUCUACAGGCACAACUUCUUCCAUCAGCCUGUGAGAACCAGAGUUGCCCAAGAGACACAUCCUAGUCACGAGUGUAUUACUGAUGCACAUGCUGAUAUUAUGCUGCUCUACUUUGGCUACAUUCAUACUGAGUGCCCAGGAAUCUGAAUAGCUGGAAGAGCUGUUACACCUGUGAUGAUGACAUCAUUACUGUCCCAAAGAAGGUCUUAACCUUAAAACAUCACCAAA